Molecule: messenger RNA, 4373 nt
Organism: Malaclemys terrapin pileata
Lineage: Eukaryota; Metazoa; Chordata; Testudines; Emydidae
Product: rho GTPase-activating protein 4-like
Exons: 24
Coding region: 1152-3698 (848 amino acids)
Biological process (GO): negative regulation of cell migration; signal transduction
Cellular component (GO): cytoplasm
Molecular function (GO): protein binding
Source: RefSeq, a predicted model, not a curated record
CCCCCCGAAAAAUGAUGCGGGGGGGGCCUGGACCCUGCACCCCCCCGCCCCACACUCAGCCUGUCUUGUGCUGGGGGGAUGGGUGCAGGGCCCGGGAGAGGGACCCAGGGGUCCGGGGGGAUGGAAUGACAAGAGGCCCCCCCUUAGUUACUGUGCCUGGGGGAGGGGUUCAGGGAUGGCAGGUUCAGCCCCCCAAAAAAUCCAGAGGCGGGGGGUGGCUGUGAAACUUCCCUUCCACGCAGGAAGGGGUUCAAGCAAGAAAGUUACCCCUGACCCCCGCCCCCGCCUGGGUCUCUGCGUGACCCCCCCCCCCACGCGGCUGCCCCCGGGUGUUUCUGGUCCCGACACUAAUAAACCAUCAGGGAAGUGGAACAGGGGGGGUCGGGGUGUGGGGCAGGGACAGGGACCCACAGCAAACCCCCCUCACUCCCGACCCGCUCCUCUGGGGCAGGUGAUGUCUGUAGAGGGGGGGCUCGUGUGGGGGGGGUGCGUCUGUCUAUGGCGUCCAGCCCCCCCGGCCGCUGGCAGCGUGGGGGGGCACUGACUGGGGGGGCUGCAGCGCACAAGGGGUUAAGGAUGCUCCUUCACUUCCUCCCCCCCCCGCAGGCUUGGGCCGGACGCGGGGGGCGGGGCGGACCGGACGCGGGGGGCGGGGCCAGGCGCAGCCGCGGCGUGGGGCGCUGGGACUCGGCGCCGGGUCCUGCCCAGCUCGGAUCGGGGCCCCCCGCGCAGCCCCCGCCCGGCAUGAGCGCGCUGGCCAAGGCGCGCAAGGAGCGCUGGCCGCAGGCUGAAUAUGAGGCGCAGGCGAAAGGUUCCGGCCUCUCUGCUCCGUUCAACUUCCUCACCACCCCCCCCCGGCUCCCCCUCCCCCGCCACAGAGACCUGGGGAAUCCCAGCAGAGUUCAGGGUCAGGGGAGAACCCAGGCGUCCGGGCUCCCAGCCCCCACUCUGCUCCAACCCACCAGCCCGCUCCCAGAGUGGGGAGAGAACCCAGGCGUCCUGGCCCCCAGCCCCCCUGCUCUAACCACCAGCCCCCGCUCCCCUCCCAGAGCCAGGGAGAGAACCCAGGAGUUGAGCUGCGUGGCCAGCUGGGCGAGCAGCAGCGGGGGCGAGAGGCCCAGGCCGAGCUCCGGCUGCAGCUGCUCCAGGACAUGGGCGACUUCCUGCGGCGAAAGGCCGAGCUGGAGCAGGAAUAUUCCCGCGGGCUGGAGAAGCUGUCGGAGAGAUUCACCGCCCGGCUGCGCGGGGCCAAGGAGCACUCCAGGAGGGAGCAGGACCCGCCGUCCCCCCUGCAGUGCUGGCAGCUGGUGUUGAAUCAGACCCGCCAGGCCGGCCGGGACCACGGGGCCCUGAGCGAUAUUUACGCAGGGCCCCUGACGCUGCACCUGACCCAGCUCAGCGACGACCUGGGGCGCCUGGUCAAGAAGAGCCGAGACCUGGAGCAGCAGAUGCAGGACGAGCUGCUGACGAUGAUUUCUGAGCUGCAGAUGGCUAUGAAAACCUACCAGACGCAGCACACAGAGAGCCAGAGCGCGGAGAACAAGCUGCGGGACGCCGAGCGGCAGGAGGAGAAGAGGGGGGGCCGGCAGCCCCCCGAGCCGGGGGGAGCCGGGCAGGACAAGCUGGCCCGACGCGCCUCCCUCCGCAAGGGGGAGCGGCUGGUGGAGAAGCGCCAGGCCCGGUUCCUGGCAGCGCAGUCGAAGUGCACAGGAGCCCGGAACGAUUAUCUCCUGCACCUGGGGUCCACCAACGCCGUCAUCAGCAACUACUACCUGCGGGACGUCUCCGACAUCCUCGACUGCUCGGACCUCGGGUUCCAUCUCUCCCUGGGCCGCCUGCUUCGGACGUACCUGGCGGCCGAGGGCCGGGCCCAGAGCUCCUGGGGGGAGGGGCUGGGGGCGCUGGAGGGGGCCGUGCUGGCCCUGGACCCCCCCGGGGACAAGGCUCGGCUGAUGGAGGCCAACCCGGCCGCGUACUGCCCCCCCCCGCGCUUCGAGUACCACCCCCAUGAGGGCGAUGAGGUGUCGGAGGUCCAGGCCGUGGGGUCCCUGCGCCCGGAGCUGCUGCUGCAAUGGCAGGAUAUCGAGACGCGGCUGAAGGACCUGAGCCUGGAGACCGAGGAGGUGAACAAGACGCUGCAGGCGACGCUGAGCAGCUUCCGGGAGCUGCUGGGGGCGGAGGAGCCCGAGGUGCUGGAGGCGUUUGGGGGGCCGGGCUCGGCUGAGUCGCUGCGGGGGGCCGGUGCCGAGGGGCGCGGUGGGGCCAAGAGACGGGCCCAGCAGCUGGAGACAGAGACCUUCUACCUCACGAAGCUGGAGCUGUUUCUGACGCGACGGAGUAUCGGGGCGAAGUUACAGUCGAAGCUGGAGACACUGGGCGAGGCCAUCGCGAAGGCAGCCGCUGAGGACGGAGAGGAGCUCAGGGCCCUUCCACGCGCCUCCCUCCCCCGCGUCCCGGCCAUGUUCGCCUCCUUCCCCACAGACCUGGAGGACUUUGUGCAGAAAUCUGGCCAGGCUGUCCCGCUGGUGGUGGAGAGCUGCAUCCGAUUCAUCACCCUGCACGGUCUCCAGCACGAGGGGAUCUUCCGGGUGCCGGGAUCCCAGAUGCGAGUGACUGAAAUUCGGGAGGCCUUCGAGAGAGGCGAGGACCCGCUGGCGGGUGGCUCCUACCCCCGGGACCUGGACUCGGUCGCCGGACUCCUGAAGUCGUUUUUUCGGGGGCUGCAGAAGCCCCUGAUUCCGCCGGACGUUUUCCCAGAGCUGCUGGUGACGGCCCAGCUGGAGUCCCCGUCCGAGCGCAUCUCCCACCUCCGCACCCUCCUGGCCCGGCUCCCGGCACCCGUGGUCGUCGUCCUACGAUAUCUUUUCGCCUUCCUCAACCACGUGUCCCAGCACAGCGAGGAGAACAUGAUGAACCCCUACAAUCUGGCUGUCUGCUUCGGGCCCACGCUGGCGGCCGCCCCCCCCGGCCUGGACCCCGUCUCCACCCAGCCCCACGCCAACGAGGCCGUGAAGUGCCUGAUCCUGUACCCCGAGGCCACCUUCCCGCCCCCUGACCAGCUGCCCGGCCCCCUGUACGAGCGCUGCCUGGCGCCGCCCGACGAGGACGGGGAGACGCUGCCCCUGGACCCCGCGGCUGAGGAGAGCGAGGGGGAUGGGCCCCCCGAGACAUCGACUGUGGCCAGUGAGGAUGACCCGCAGGGCCCCCCCGAGGCCGUGGCCCGGUUCUCCUACGAGGGGCGCUCAUCCCAGGAGCUCUCGUUCCAGCCGGGUGACCGGAUCCGGCUGCUGGCCAAGGCCUCCCCAGACUGGUGGCGCGGGGAGCUGGGGGGGGCCCGUGGCCUGGUGCCCCACAAGUACAUCAGCCUGAUCCCCAGCACAAAGAAAAGCCGGAGUCGCCGAACCUCGGGGUCGGACGUAGACGCCGGGUCUCCCCCAGCUGAGCCGACACCAGAGUCAAUCAGCAGCAGGCUGCGGGUGAACUCGGAGGGCAGCCGGGGGCGCCAGCGACCCGGGACCAGCCCCAUCCGCAAACUGGCUUCUCCCUUCAUCGACUCGGGGCGUCUGCCCUUCCCCUUCAGCCCCCCAGUGCCCCUCGGGCUGUCGACAGGACGGAGCGGGGGGCUCUGGGGGUUGGCCUCUCCGGCAGAGAGAAACAAGGGGCCCCGGAGAAGCACGUGGAGAUGGAUAAGGCUGUGACGCGCAACAUGGACUCUGUGUUCAAGGAGCUACUCAACAAAAGCGGGGGACGGCGGGGGGGGCCGACAGCGUCCCCGAGCCCCGUGAGACCCUAGGGCCCCCCGAAGCGCCCUGGCCCCCCCCAACCUGCCUCUGGUCUGCACGACAAAGGGCUCUGCAAAGCCGCCGGGAACGGGUCGUGACCCCCCUGCUAUCCUCCGGGCCAGACCCACCCCCAGCUCCUCAUGCGCAGGUGGUUCCCUGGGGGGUCCCUGCCCCCCGCUGUGAGACCAGCUUUGUAGCCGGGGGAGGGGGAAGCUGCUGUCCGUUGGGGGUUCCCUGCACCCCAAGUAAUGUUUGCUUAAAUGCUCUAUCUCUGUUCUCUCCUGGGCUCGGGAGGGGAGUGGGGUAGAGCUGGGGGGGGCUGGGCUAGGAGCCCGGACUCCUGGGUUCUAUCUCCCCAAUGUUCAAGCUAUCCCCCAGCCCCCCAUUUCUAGGCAGCCCCCCAGGGUGUGUGAGCACCUCCUUUUUUAACCCCAUCAUCCCCUGAUCUCUGUUUGAGCCCCCCCCCCCCCCCCCGGAGAUAACAUGUGAUCCUAGCCCCACCUCUGACCCAUUGGCGCUCCCCCCCUUGAGCCCCUCCCUCUCUGGCAAGGAACCUGAUUUUCACACGCAAUAAAGGGGCCAGUCCCAAGG